AUGAAUAUACACACCGGAGAAAAACCUUUUUCGUGUAAUAUCUGUGAAUAUAGAUGUAUAAAAAAAGCUAAUUUGAAAGAUCAUAUAAAAAUACACACCGGGGAAAAACCUUUUUCGUGUAAUAUCUGUGAAUUUAGAUGUAAUAGAAAAAAUCAUUUGCAAAUACAUAUGAGAAUACAUACUGGAGAAAAACCUUAUUCGUGUCAUAUCUGUAAAUAUAGAUUUACUACAAAAAGUUAUUUGCAAGCACAUAUAAAAAUACACACCGGUGAAAAACCUUUUUCGUGUCAUAUCUGUGACUAUAAAUGUAUACGAAAAACUGUUUUGAGAACACACAUAAAAAUACACACUGGAGAAAAACCUUUUUCGUGUAAUAUCUGCGAAUAUAAAUGUUCUCAAAGAAGUCGUUUGCAAACACAUAUGAAAAUACACACCAGAGAAAAACCUUAUUCUUGUCAUAUCUGUGAAUAUAGAUGUAUUACAAAAUGUAGUUUGCAAAGGCAUAUUAAAAUACAUACCGGAGAAAAACCUUUUUCGUGUCAUAUCUGUGAAUAUAGAUGUAUUACAAAAUGUAGUUUGCAAAGGCAUAUAAAAAUACAUACCGGAGAAAAACCUUUUUCGUGUAAUAUCUGUGAAUAUAGAUGUAUUACAAAAUCUAAUUUGGAAACUCAUGUAAAGAUACUCACAGGAAAAAAAGCCUUUUUUGUGUAA
Molecule: messenger RNA, 711 nt
Organism: Parnassius mnemosyne (clouded apollo)
Lineage: Eukaryota; Metazoa; Arthropoda; Insecta; Lepidoptera; Papilionidae
Source: the annotation of a GenBank genome assembly